AUGCAGACAAAUACUUACACAAAUACUAGCCACCCAAAGUUGAAGCAUUUUUCAAUCGGCUCUUUGGCCGACGCUCCUCUGUUCACAACUCUCAUCUCGACGUCUACAUCCGCACCGCACGCCGCAACACCCGCACACCCACAUCCGGUAACUGACGCACGAUUUGGAACUACGCCUUUUGUCUUCCCUCUGCGUCCUCCGCCAGCGUCUGAACGUGCGGCAUCCUUGCCGUCUGACGUCGCUGCAGUUGCCUGCCAUUCGCACUUUCUCAAUAUACUUCCGUCGUCCCUCUCCCCUCCGCUGCUUGAACCAAUGGAGAGCGUGGGUGUGCUCGCGACAGCGAUCGACGUUCGCCACGAAGCCGGUCUUCCCUCAACCUCAAUGUCUUCAUCCACAUCUAAACCCAAGCCACUCAAACCUACUUCAAGUCUAAGGCCAGAGUCUAGAUCCAGCCCCGCCAUUCGGCCACAUGCCUCUAGUAGUUUCAGUCGUCAGAUGAUUUCAUCGCCAUUGAGAACUUGUCCUCCUAUUACCGCCCGACGAACGCCGCCACCGAUAGACACAUCUAUUUCUCAUGUUGGCUCUCAACCACUAGAACGCGUACCAACAGAACCCGCCAGUGCUCCUCCAACGCCGCAGCAACCAACACCUGAACAGCUUGCGACUUUGGGCAUCAAGGUCCGGGACUUUGCUUAUGAACCGAGUACCCUUCCUCGCGUGCCGACUGUUCGGAAACCAUACUUCCGGGACUUGAAGCGGCCGAGAGAAGAGAGUUCCGAAGAACGUGAAGCACGAAAGCGGAAUGAGGCACGAAGACUAGAAUUUAACGCCCCACGCAUCAGGCCUGCAGGCACAAGCGUCAGAAACCCACCUAACAUACCCGGAGUUGGUGGACUCAGCUUCAUAAAGCCGUAUGAGCUACCCUUCAGUAGAGCAAGUUCAAGUUCGAGCUCAUCUUACAACGCCAGACCAAGUUCAAGUUCAAGCUCUAGUUCAAGCUCAAAUGCGACCUCAAUGCAGUUUGACCGGGAUUUGAAUGACUUGUUACUCUCUGAUUCCUUUGGAUCGGCAAGGUCAUUAAUUCCACCAACUGGCGUGUUCUUUGCAAGACCUCAGUCAAGACGGAGAUCGCCUUCUCCACCUUCGCGUCCUAUUAUUCGUGUUCAUGAUCCAUUCGAUCUGCAUACGCAAGAAUUUUUCAGACAACCGGUCCGCCGUUCAGGUUCAGAUUCAAGUCCCUUUAUCCAACCACCAUCCCAUUCUGAAUCUCAGUCUCAACCCCAGCCUGAAUCCCAGCCUGAGUCGCAAUCGCAAACUGCUAGCAAUAGCCAACCUCCGCUCCCACCACUUACAAUAUCUCAGACAGACUCGGAAGUGGAUUCCGAUGCAGACGACGAAGAGCUCAUCAAGACACCGCUUCUCACGCCGAAUGGCUCGCUUAUCUUCGACGACGACGACGGCGAUUUCGACGUCAGUCGGGGCAGUGACAACGCCAAUAGCAGCGAGUCCCCUUCAGACAGUGUCACGGCCGAUGCCGAUGCCGACGCCGUUGAGUCGAACAACUCUGUUAUUGACACAAGUGCACUGCCCGAGUCCCAGGUCGCUGAGUUACUGGCACCCGCACAGACAGGACCGGACGACGAUGUGUCAACGUCUCAGAUGGGAUUAUGCGACUCGCAGGACUUGUCACAAGUACCUUGGCAGCAGCAGUCCCAAUCACAACCGUCGCAAUUGACACUGUGCAAAAAACAGGAACGGAACUUAGAUGUGGAAAUGCGGGAGCCUCUAACUGAAAGCAAGGAGGAUGAAGAUGAAACACGAAAGGAGCCUGCAUCAUCGGCUUCCUCUGCAGCACGUACCAUUGGGUCCAGCUCCCGACUAUGCACAAGUGCAAGUUCACAUAAUGCCGCGUCGUCUCCACAACCGCGACCAAUAUCGCGACCGGUCUCAUUGACAUCGCUUUCCCGCCAUUCGUCAAGAUCUCGUAGUCUAGUUUCCGCAUCGUCUCAGUCUUUGCUUAGGAGGAGUUCCAUCACCUCUCAUGGUUCAAAUGGCAAGCGGCGGUCAAGUCGUACGCUGAGCAGGACGAGCUCCAAAGGGGAGAGUAAAGCAAAUGUCGUAACAAGCCCGACGAGCAGUUCUACCUCUCUUUCGAGUGAUACAUCGAUUCGUUCGGCAAAGAGGUACAACUUACGUGGUCCGACGGCAAAGAAGGCGAAGUUACUGGGUAUGCCUGUUACAUUAUCAGCCCACAGGAUCCGUACGCGAACCAUGCCACAACGAGCCGCCAAGGCCGCUGCUGCUGCACGCGUGUCGAAGAGUGCUGCGAAGCAGCGGCCCCGUUCGUCGGCGAUUACGCCAGGUGCGGAGAUAGAUGGAAGUGGUAAUGACGUAGAGCCGGAGAGCAAGUCUACCUCACCGACAUUGCGUCGUAGCUCGCGAGUCGAGUCUGGAUAGGGGAAACUUCAUGAUCCUGUCUGCCCAGAAGCACGUUUUCUACUCGUGUUUAAGUGAAGAAACAAUAGAGUGGGAGCUUCGCGUAACGUCCUGACCAACAAUGGAGAGGUCACCAAAUUUAAUGAGCUGCACACGUUGUCUGACUCGUGAAUGAAUGAAUGAAAGUUAGAGUCUUCGGUUAACGGAAUUUCUUAAUGUAGCGCAACAACGUCAAUGAAGUCUUCUUUCAUCCUUUCACGCUUUCAUUUCGAACUUCGAACCUCCUUGUGCUUUCUCAUUCAUUUCUCUUUUCCUUCUUCCGUCUUUGUAACUUUUCCCCUGCUCUUUGUUCGUAUACUAUCUUAUUGCGUUUCAAUUCCCCUUUGCUCUCACUGACUGUACCAGUAACUUCCAAUUCCCGGUUUCCAUACCCGACAAAGUCUUUUCUCCUUCAUCCCCAUUCCAGCCUUUUAU
This is a messenger RNA of Fomitiporia mediterranea MF3/22, 2910 nucleotides long. RefSeq lists its product as uncharacterized. Bases 1 to 2457 code for a protein of 818 amino acids. The record is from RefSeq and is a predicted model, not a curated record. Lineage: Eukaryota; Fungi; Basidiomycota; Agaricomycetes; Hymenochaetales; Hymenochaetaceae. The transcript is spliced from 4 exons.